GCUCUGCUGUUAGGAAUUGUGGAACUGCCCACCAGCUGGACACAGCAGACACCAGUUACUCCCGCACAGAUGAAGAUGAUGAGGAACUGACAAAGAUGAAGCAGUUAUGUAGAGACCUAAGUCAGAAGCUGAGGACCACACAGCUACUCGUUACCAUCAGCGGUGGACGACCUGUUAUAAGUCUCAGGCCACCACCAGAACUGGUCAACUUCUCAUGCGGCAUCCGCUGGCCAAUAGAGUGUGAGGUCAUCAGCGACAUUAUCCAUCACAUUGAGUGGGACCCACCAGAGCCAGAGCCCUUCUAUCAGUGCACAGGAUAUGAGAGGACACCCAUGCCAGUCGGAGAGGAGAGGGGGAAGGUGGUAUUCUGCAUUGACCAUGCUGCUAAGCACCCAUAUUUCACCUACUCUCGUAUUGGAGGAAGCAGAGAACCCAUUAAGCGAGCCGCUUUUUAUGAUGUCGGUCAGUCAGAGCUGACUCUCAAGUUUGAGUCACGGUUUGAGAGUGGGAACCUUCAGAAGGCCGUCCAAGUGGGUGCCUAUGACUAUGAGCUGACCCUGCGCACAGACAUGUACACAACAAAGCACACGCAGUGGUUUUACUUCAGGGUCAGGAACACAAAAGCUGGCGUCACCUACGGCUUCACUAUCGUUAACUUGAUGAAGAGGAGCAGUCUGUAUUCACAGGGUAUGAAACCACUCCUCUACUCAGAGAGGGAUGCUGAAGAGAAUGGUGUUGGAUGGAAACGCGCAGGUUCAAAUAUCAAAUACUACCAGAACUGCAGUCAGCCCUUCUAUCAGUGCACAGGAUAUGAGAGGACACCCAUGCCAGUCGGAGAGGAGAGGGGGAAGGUGGUAUUCUGCAUUGACCAUGCUGCUAAGCACCCAUAUUUCACCUACUCUCGUAUUGGAGGAAGCAGAGAACCCAUUAAGCGAGCCGCUUUUUAUGAUGUCGGUCAGUCAGAGCUGACUCUCAAGUUUGAGUCACGGUUUGAGAGUGGGAACCUUCAGAAGGCCGUCCAAGUGGGUGCCUAUGACUAUGAGCUGACCCUGCGCACAGACAUGUACACAACAAAGCACACGCAGUGGUUUUACUUCAGGGUCAGGAACACAAAAGCUGGCGUCACCUACGGCUUCACUAUCGUUAACUUGAUGAAGAGGAGCAGUCUGUAUUCACAGGGUAUGAAACCACUCCUCUACUCAGAGAGGGAUGCUGAAGAGAAUGGUGUUGGAUGGAAACGCGCAGGUUCAAAUAUCAAAUACUACCAGAACUGCAGUCAGAAUACAAAGGACAACAACAGUGAUGGCAUCACCCUUUACUCACUCUCCUGGACUCUCCAGUUCCCUUAUGAUUCAGACACCUGCUACCUGGCCCACUGCUACCCCUACACAUAUUCACGCCUGCAGCGCUACCUUAGCCGUAUUACUUCCAACCCUACAGUUAGGUCAUACUGCAAAGUACGGGUCUUGUGCCAAAGUCUCGCUGGAAAUGCUGUGUAUGUGAUAACAGUAACACCCCAGGACUCUAACAGAAGGGACGACAAGACCAAGAAGGCUGUGGUGGUGACAGCCAGGGUGCACCCAGGAGAAUCCAAUGCAUCCUGGAUGAUGGAGGGAUUCCUGAACUUUCUUCUCGGUGACUCAGAUGAUGCUCAGCUUCUCAGGGACACGUUUGUUUUUAAGGUGGUCCCAAUGUUGAACCCAGAUGGCGUCGUGGUGGGUAACUACCGCUGCUCUCUUGCAGGCAGGGACCUCAACAGAAACUACAGGACACUGCUCAGAGAUUCCUUUCCUUCUGUGUGGCACACCCGAAACAUGGUGGAAAAGUGA
Molecule: messenger RNA, 1829 nt
Organism: Neolamprologus brichardi
Lineage: Eukaryota; Metazoa; Chordata; Actinopteri; Cichliformes; Cichlidae
Source: RefSeq, a predicted model, not a curated record